UUCAUACGGCUAGGGUGUAAGGUGCCCACUGGCACGCUUCCUACACACUUUGCAUCUUUGAUGCUGGCCAUUCAUUGAGAUGCUUUCCGUGCAUGGCCUGUGACGUCGCUUGUGUAUGGGUCAACCGCGUUUCCUUGCGCUCGAGCGCCUGGGAGUUGACGGUUGCGCCUGCGCGCGGCUCAGCGAGGACAAUCCCGGCUGGAAAAAUGAGUUCCAGGAAAGUCCUUGCCAUUCAAGCUCGAAAGAGGAGGCCGAAAGGAAAGAAAGAAAAGGCUCAUAAAAAGCCAGAGGCUCACCACAAAGCUGCAGCAGCUGCUGCUCCUCCUCCACCACCGCCUCUACCAGAGCCUGUUCCUCCAGAGCAAGAGGAGGAAAUCCUGGGAUCUGAUGAUGAAGAGCAGGAAGACCCUGCUGAUUAUUGUAAAGGUGGCUAUCAUGCUGUGAAAAUUGGUGAUUUAUUCAAUGCACGAUACCAUGUAAUUAGAAAGCUGGGAUGGGGACAUUUCUCUACAGUGUGGCUGUGUUGGGACAUUCACGGAAAAAGAUUUGUUGCCAUGAAAGUGGUAAAGAGUGCUCAGCACUACACAGAAACGGCUCUGGAUGAAAUUAAGUUACUUAAGUGUGUACGAGAAAGUGAUCCCAAUGAUCCAAAUAAAGAUAUGGUGGUACAAUUAAUUGAUGAUUUCAAACUUUCAGGCAUGAAUGGAAUACAUGUCUGCAUGGUAUUUGAAGUGCUGGGUCAUCACCUUUUGAAAUGGAUCAUCAAAUCCAAUUACCAGGGCCUUCCUAUUCUUUGUGUGAAAAGUAUUAUUCAGCAGGUCCUGCAGGGUUUGGAUUAUCUACACAGUAAAUGCAAGAUUAUCCAUACAGAUAUAAAACCAGAAAAUAUAUUAAUGUGUGUAGAUGAAUCUUAUAUUCGUCGCAUGGCUGUGGAAGCAACAGAAUGGCAAAAGGCAGGUGCUCCACCACCCUCCGGCUCAGCAGGGAUAAAGGUUCCGAAUGUCUACCCUAUUUCUGCCAGCAGUCUGUCAACUUCCAGCAUUCCAGAGAAAACGGUCCAGACUGUCCAAUUUCACCUUGUAGCAAAUACCCUUCAAUCCAGGCAGCAUUCUGUGAGUACCGCCCCACAGCAGAAACCGGGAGGAAAGAUAUCUAAAAACAAAAAGAAGAAGCUGAAAAAAAAGCAAAAGAGGCAGGCAGAGCUUCUAGAGAAACGUAUGCAAGAGAUAGAAGAGCUGGAGAGAGAGGCAGAGAAGAAGAAGAUAGAAAACAUUUUAACAACUUGUUCACCAAAUGACCAGGAAGGCGAGAAGGUAGUUGAGCUGAAGGAAGCGGUGAUAGAUCCUGAAGUAGACGUGCAGCAACAUAAUGAAUGCAAUGAAGUUGAUGACCAGGACGAAAAAGAAGAUACAGAAAAAGAAAAUGUGGGAAAAGAUGAUGUAGAAAACGUGGUCACUAGGACAGAGCCGAAAUGUGAUGAAUCACUGAAAACAAAUGGGCACAUUGAAAAUGGUCCAUUUUUACUUGACCAGUUUUGUGAUGAGGAAGAAGAUGAUGAUGAUGAGGAGGAGGAGGAUGAGGAUGAAUGUCCCAACGCAGAAGGUAAUCCAGUUGAUGGACCAAAUGCUGCAAAUUUGAUUUACAAUAAUCCUUAUGGACAGUUUAACGGAGAUUUACCAAAUGGACAGAAUAAGAGUCCGGAGUCACAAUUCUCGGAAAUGUCUGAAUCUGAAUUUUCCAAGCUUUUAGAAUCUGCAGCUGGAUCAGAUGGGUCGACAGUGACUGAGCAUGAAGACAGUAGUCCAUCACAAGACAGAAGUAGAACUGUAUCUGCAUCCAGUACGGGAGACGUGCCAAAAUUAAAAAUCCGUGCAGCAGAUUUAUUGGUGAAUCCACUUGAUCCGAGAAAUGCAGAGAAAAUUAGAGUUAAAAUAGCAGACCUGGGAAAUGCUUGCUGGGUUCACAAGCAUUUCACAGAAGAUAUCCAGACGAGACAGUAUCGAUCAAUAGAAGUUCUAAUUGGUGCUGGGUACAGUACGCCUGCUGAUGUGUGGAGUACAGCUUGUAUGGCCUUUGAACUUGCAACCGGAGAUUACUUAUUUGAACCUCAUUCUGGUGAAGACUACUCCAGGGAUGAAGACCACAUAGCACACAUCAUAGAGCUGCUAGGCAAUAUCCCAAGACACUUUGCUCUUUCUGGGAAAUAUUCUCGGGAAUUCUUCAAUCGCAGAGAUCACAUAGCUUUGAUCAUUGAACUGCUGGGGAAAAUCCCUCGAAAGUUCGCAAUGUCUGGAAAAUAUUCCAAGGAGUUUUUCACCAAAAAAGGAGAACUACGACACAUUACAAAACUUAAACCCUGGAGCCUGUUUGACGUACUUAUUGAGAAAUAUGGAUGGCCUCAUGAAGAAGCUGUGCAGUUCACUGACUUCUUGCUGCCCAUGUUAGAAAUGGUUCCUGAGAAACGAGCUUCUGCAGCGGAAUGCCUCAGACACCCCUGGCUUAGCUCUUAGCAGCAUUCACCAAUUUUCUUCAUAGAGCUGACGAUGUUUAUCACGGACCCAGCAAAGUGGCAAACUCUCAAACAUCAGGGGUAUAAAUCCAAGCCUCCAAGAAUAGGCUAUUUUUCACUCGAGUAUGGUUAAUGUUUGAACUUUUGCUUUUCUGCACUGUGUCUUUGGGAAAAGUAGUUUUUGUCUUUAGCAAGAGGUAGCUGACUCUGCUAAAAACACCUAACAUGUUUUGAUGCUUUGUUUCUAGUAUCGCCUGACCAUCUCAUGUUAAAUUUCCUAUCUGAAGGUGAUAAGAAUCUUUUUCAUGCGUUUGGAUAUUUUUUGUACUUAUUUAUGAAAAUUGUUUUAGCUGAUGAGUAUUAAUAUUGAAAGAUAACUGAGAUGCUACUACUAUGUAAGGUAAGGAAGUAGCCGAGAUAUUGCAGAGCUGUACAAUUGUAGCCAAUAGGAAAGAAGCAUUAUUCUUGUAAAAUCUGUAGAUUUUCUUGUAAAAUAGCUUUCCAUAUAACACAGAAAUGGGACAACCUAUAAUAUUUUCAUGAAUGCCAUGUGCUACGAGAAUGCAUGUUUUGAAGCUUAUUUACGUACAAAUGAGGCUGUAUAAAUUUUACAUUUGUUGGCUCAGUUAAAUAUUGUGUUGCUGGAUAUUACGUGUUCAUUAAUGCCUUGUAAGUCAUUUUGCAGUCCAACCAGACUUUCAAAAAGUCCGAUUUUAGUCCUUCAAAGGAGACUCAGCUGCAAACCUGCAUUGUAAUCACUGCAAUUGUCCCCUAAUUGUCUAUCGUUAUUUAAGAAUUCCAUAAGAACGUGUCCUUCAAAGUUUUAAAUUAUUAUUUUUUUUACUGUGCUUCAGCAUUGUCAGGUAUAUUGUCCAAGCAAAAGGUUUGUGAUCUCCUGUACUAAAGCUGCAAAAGGAACAAAAAGGAAAACAUUUUUCCAUGUGCAGAUUUAAUAUUUUGUCACAAAAAAAUUAUAUGUUAAAAUGUUUUGCUGUCAGUACAGAAAUGAUACUAAUUGAUGUGAAAAUAAAAGUGAACGUGUCAAAA
Leucoraja erinaceus (little skate) is the source of this 3556-nucleotide messenger RNA. RefSeq names its product SRSF protein kinase 2-like. Bases 93 to 2510 code for a protein of 805 amino acids. The record is from RefSeq and is a predicted model, not a curated record. Gene Ontology annotation, biological process: protein phosphorylation; spliceosomal complex assembly; regulation of mRNA processing. The transcript has 18 exons. NCBI's taxonomy places the organism in Eukaryota, Metazoa, Chordata, Chondrichthyes, Rajiformes, Rajidae. Gene Ontology annotation, molecular function: ATP binding; protein kinase activity.